CUAGCCAUUUGCUGUAGGCAGCAGAUGUUUUUGUUUUGGUAUCUCAUUCGUUCGCUAUUGUUGUCAGUCGAUUCGCGAAACUUCAGUGUUCAAAGCAAUAUAAUAUUUCAUUUUGUCGGUAACUCUAUUGGCGUCGCGUCACAUUUUUUUUUUUUGUAUUUUAUGUAUACAAAAAGUUCGCAUGUGAAACGCGCAUAUUGUUUGCAAAUUUAGAACAAAAAAGUAAAGUAAAAAUAAGUAUGGCGCGUGUACCGGAAUUAUCGGUAAACUCUGAUCCUCCAUAUAUAAACGCCAAUGACGGCAGAGUAGAGGAUAGUAUAGCCGAACAAAAUUCUCAAACUGUGCAGUGCACCAUUUGUUCAAAAAAAUUUUAUGACCUGAAGGAGAGCUUGAGGCAUGAACUUCUGCAACAUGGAUCCAACAAAACAAAGCGUCCGCAAAAGGGCUUACGUAAUAAACUCAAAUCAAUUGUUGACAAUAUGGAGAUAAAUACGGAAAAUUCACUUCACCACCAAUUACUGGAUGAUUUGCACGAAUGUGAGCCAGGUCGAGAACUCUCAAUUAUUUUAAAACACCAUCGUAUGAAUGACGAAAACCUGCGACUUGUAUAUGAGCGCAUACAUAAUUGCUUACAGAAAGAGAUACAGUCAUUGAGGCAACUAAAGAUACAUCCUUUUGGAUCCUUUGUUAGCGGAUUAGCAUUGCGUGAUAGUGAUAUCGAUCUGUUUAUUCAAUGCGAACAACGAAUCGGCGAUAGAGUAACUGACCUUCAAUAUAUAAUGUUCAAUCGAAUCAACAAUAUUUUACAUCGUAGUAAAUGUUUCAGUGAAGUUAUUCCUAUACGACAGGCUCGUGUACCCAUUAUUAAAUGUAAGCACACUUCAACUGGCUUUAGUCUGGAUAUAAAUUUAUCUUGCCCCAGUAGUGUACAGAAUACAAACUUCCUGCGCGACCUCUUGAAAUUGGAUACGCGCAUUAUGGAAUUAACAGUGUUCCUCAAAGUCUGGGCAAAGCAGUUGCAAUUGAUAGGACGUGGUAACAUGUCAAGUUACUGUUUUAUUACGCUGAUAAUAUUUUAUUUGCAACAACCGCAAUCUGGUCGACCGGCAGUGUUGCCCUCAAUUAAGAAGCUACAAGAAAAUAUACCUGCAGUCAUGAUAGGAGGUGUGAAUUACGCUUUUGAGCUGCAUGAGAGUGCUCUAUCACUGCCCGUUGAAUUGACCACCUCAAAUCUUAUACAUGGAUUUUUUAAAUUUUAUAGCAACUUUCAAUUUGAGAGGGUGUUAUUAGUUCCCUAUUUAGGAGAGGCGAUACCUAAAGACCAAUUCAAAAAUGAUCCAGCUUGUCACGACCGGCUACGCGCCAUUGGCAUAUUAAAGGACAAUCCAGCAGUUCAGGCUAACCGCUGUGUUUGUGUGCAGGACCCUUUUUCACUUAACCACAAUAUUGGAAAAUCGGUCGUAGCGACACAUUUGGAAUAUUUUCGCGAAUGCAUAAGACAUGCAUACUUUAUCUGCGAAGAUAAAAGCAUAUCUACAGAUGCUCAACUAUACGAGGAACUACUAUAUGGCAUUAUAGGGCGUAUUGGACAAGCAUCUAAUAUUAACAUCACUGCCACUAAUAAAAACCCAAACAAGAAAACUCCGGUAAUUGGUGGUGUCAACCUUUUCAAUGUCCCUCUUCCUACAGAACUGAAUUGUCAUUUUAUACCUUCACGCGCUGAUUUACGGGCCAUUGCUGCGCUUUUCCAGAAUGUUGAUGAAAAAUCGCUUCAUGAAUUAUGGAUUAAAUAUUACCUCGAAGCCAUGACGGAAAUCAUAACAGAUAUCUACUGUUUGGACUUGCAAUCAGAACCACCCAUUCACAGUAAUAAACAUCAGCGAUUGGAGCAAACAGAUCGCACUUACACUUGGCUAUUAAGUGGUUCAGUUGAUCAAUGGACCGGACGCUCACAUCAGCGGCUCCACGAUAAAACUUUUAUGGAAUUUCAAUUGGACCAAACUAAACAAUUCGCUGCGACACGACGUCAAAAUUCAAUGUUUGCUGUGCAAAUAAAUGCCACCUUAACUAUGAAUAUAUAUAAACCUAGUGCGAUUGAAUUCAUUGUAACGCCGCGCCUUUCAUACGGCGUGGGUAUAACAAAGAAAAAUCCUUUGUAUAAGUUUUUUACAACGUUCAAAUGUGGUAUGCAGAGUUUUUGUUUAAAAGAGUGGUUACAAAUGAAAGAUACCAAAAAUGUUAAUUGCGGCAAAGUUGAUUAAAUUUGCUCAAAUUUGAUUGAAAAAUAUUGAAUUAUUAGCUGUUUUUUACGCGUAUUUGUGUCUGCGUUUAGAACUUGUGUAUGGAAAAUAGAAGCACAAUUUUAUAUCAACUUUUUCAUGGAUGAUAGGCAAUUGCCUGUGAGCGUUUUUUCUUUUAUUUUUCCGCAGCAGCACAGGUACAUAUAAGCGUAAAAAACACGGCAAUUAUUUAUGUAUGUAUGUACAUAAAUAAAGCAAAUAGUAGCUCACUAAGAAUAGUUUACAAAAUAAAAGUAGGAAAUAAUUGGAAAGAGGCAGUCCAAACUUUGGUUACGUCUGUCAUAGGAUUGUUUCACCACUUGCUCACAGGCUAAUCGGCAUAAUCCUUGGCAAAUUGUAAUCGUUUACUUAUAUUUUUAUUCAAUUUCUUUUUUUAUUCGUUUAUUUUAUAUUUUUAUACUUUGAUCGGAAGCCUUCAAUCUGGUUUUAAUGAACAGUUUUCGAAUCUUUGAUGUACAAGUAUGCACGCCCAAGGAAUGUUGUUUUCUUGACAGCGGAAGAGGUCACAAACAGAUGUUUUUUUUAAGUAAUGAUUCAGCUUAUUUUGAUUUGUCUCUCCGGUUCCUGGCGUUCGGAUUUCGUGAUAUUUUGUUACGUUUUCAAGCAUUUUUUCUUAGCAAGCCGGAUUCCGUUGGUUUCUUCUUGUUUGCGCAAAUUUUCAAUCAACUCUUAGUAUUUAUGACUGCUGUGCUUGGCUCUUUCCAUAUUCAAUCCUAAUAAUUUAAUCUUAAAUAAUAAAAUAAGUAUAAAUUAAAAACCUAAAUUUAUUUUGAAAUCACAAAAUCGGAGGCCCUUACUCAUGUUCUGUAGUAAAUUUUUAUUAAAAUGGGCUUUUUGUGCUGCAGAUUGUGAUUUUAUUAUAUAUUUUAACGCAAAAGUUUUUUGUAGUCAAUUACACAAAUUUAUUGAUUUAUUGUUGCACAAAAUAAGCCGGCUUAGUGAUAAUCAAACUACAGUUGGUUUGUCGCAUGUUAAGUUCUUAAAAAAAAAUGAAUAAAGUUAUAUCAGGAAAUGCGUGGCUCUAUUCUAUCGCACAUCACUGUACAUGGAUGUGUGCGAUCAUUUAAAGUUGACUUGACUGACUUAAAUUAACUGUAUAUAAUAUAUUAUAUACUAUUAUUAGUACAAUUAUAUAUGUACACUUGUGUUUAAUAUAAGAGUGACCUCAACAUAAAACAAAAAAUUGUAUUUAUUGCAAAAAAAACAAAAAUUAAAUCAAC
Molecule: messenger RNA, 3520 nt
Organism: Anastrepha obliqua
Lineage: Eukaryota; Metazoa; Arthropoda; Insecta; Diptera; Tephritidae
Gene: mkg-p
Product: speckle targeted PIP5K1A-regulated poly(A) polymerase
Exons: 4
Coding region: 240-2261 (673 amino acids)
Molecular function (GO): RNA uridylyltransferase activity
Source: RefSeq, a predicted model, not a curated record